GGUACGGAAAAACAAUAAUCUAGAUUUAAAAAAUUUCAUUCAUCUCAUUCAUUCAUUCUGUUCUCGAUGUCUUUUUGAAAGCGCGUUUAGUGUUUAAAUUAUGUUUAAUUAUUUUAAUAGUGGUUUUAUUCAUUAGUUGCAACCUUUAUCUUGAUUUCGGCUUACUGAGAGGUGCUCUCAAAAUAAUAGUUGAAAGUAGUUACGUUAAUGAGGUGUUUACCUCAUUUAUAGGUUAUGUUAGUACUGUGUCCAUAUUUUAGUCAAAAAGUUAAUUGAAAAUGAGUAGCGGAGAUUCUAGUAACAAUUGUCGGGUAGUGGCGAUACCAUGGCCAUGCGUGAAGCGGAAAGUGGAAUGCGCUGGUGCCGCAUUUUUAAGAUAUUAUAGUAUAAAAUGCCAUGGCGAAGAUGCUCUACUUAGUACCACAAAUUCCAAAGAAAAGGCCGAGGAAGUUAUUUUUGAGGAUGAUGUCGAGUACUUACGGAGUCUAGACCCCAAGGACUGGAAGAAUCAGGAUCAUUAUGCUGUAUUGGGUGUAAAGAAUUUACGUUAUAAAGCGUCUGAUGAUGACAUUAAGCGUGCCUAUCGCCAAAAAGUUUUGAAACACCACCCGGACAAACGGAAGGCGCAGGGUGAGGAUGUCCGCAGUGAUGACGACUAUUUCACGUGCAUAACAAAGGCUUAUGAGAUUCUUGGAACGCCAAUUAAACGCAGGUCCUAUGAUUCUGUGGAUCCAUUAGUAGAUGACGCCAUUCCAUCUAAUUCAGACAUUAAAAAGGAAGGUUUCUACAAAGCGUUUAGUAAAUAUUUUGAAAUUAAUGCAAGGUGGUCAGAAAAGAGGAAUGUGCCUCUAUUAGGUGAUGAGAACAGUCCGAGAGACCAAGUUGAAAGGUUUUAUGCAUUUUGGUAUGAAUUCGACUCAUGGCGCGAAUUCUCUUACAUGGAUGAGGAGGAGAAAGAGAGAGGGGCUGACCGGGAAGAGAGGCGCUGGAUUGAGAAGCAGAACAAGGCUGCUCGGGCGAAGCUAAAGAAGGAAGAGAUGUCGAGGAUUCGUAGCCUAGUGGACUUGGCAUAUGCUAAUGAUCCAAGGAUCCAGCGUUUCAAGCAAGAGGACAAAGAUAAGAAACUGGCUGCCAAGAGAGCUCGACAAGAUGCCGUUCAAGCCAAAAAAGCUGAAGAAGAACGUCUAAUAAGAGAAGCACAGGCCGCUAAACAAAAAGCGGAAGAAGCCGAGCGAGCAAAACUGGAGGCCGCGCGCGCGGAACGAGAACAAAUGAAGAAAAACCUACGCAAGGAACGCAAGGCCUUGCGAGACCUCUGCAAGACCAACAACUACUAUUCUCAGACUGAUGACGAAAUGGUCUCACACAUGGCUGCCGUAGAGAAAAUUUGUGAAGUCAUGAAAGUCCUUGAGCUCCAAGACCUUAUGAAAGACUUGGAAUCUAACGGCCGGGAAGCAUUCGUGAGAACAGUCCAAAAUACAGAAGAUAAAUUGGAAGCUGAAAGAAGAGCCUUAUUUGAAACUAAAAAAGUUGAGGAACAAAAAACUAAAAAGGAUUCUGUGAUUAGAGCGCCCAUAGAAUGGACGGCUGAAAUGAUGCAACUUUUAAUCAAAGCAGUCAAUCUCUUCCCUGCCGGAACCAAUCAGAGGUGGGAAGUUGUAGCUAACUUUCUCAAUCAGCACAGCACCUUCACUGACGACAAAAGAUUUACAGCUAAAGAUGUUCUCAAUAAGGCUAAAGAUUUACAAAGCUCUGAUUUCUCAAAGAGUAGUCUAAAGAAAGCUGCCAACGAGGAGGCUUUUGAUCAAUUUGAGAAGGAGAAGAAAAAAGUAGCCAAUCAUAUGGAUGAAAACAGUAUAUCGAAGAGUGACAGCAGUGCGAAAUUAGUUAAUGGUACAGGGAAAGCAAAAGAAGAAGUUAAACUUGAAGCGGUGAAAGAGGAGCGGGCGUGGACGAAGACAGAACAGGAGCUGUUGGAGCAGGCGAUGAAGACAUUCCCGGCGAGCACCUCGGAGAGGUGGGAUAAGAUCGCGGAGUGCAUACCGAACCGUUCCAAGAAAGAUUGUAUGAAGAGGUACAAGGAACUAGUGGAAUUAGUUAAAGCCAAGAAACAAGCCGCCAACCUGGCGAAAUAGCAAACAUUGACAAACUAGUUGUAUAAUAAAUUGAGAAAUUGUAAAGAUGUGGCAAAUGUGUAAACAAAAUAAAGAUGUAAAUAAAU
Amyelois transitella is the source of this 2221-nucleotide messenger RNA. RefSeq names its product dnaJ homolog subfamily C member 2. Gene Ontology annotation, biological process: regulation of translational fidelity; 'de novo' cotranslational protein folding. The transcript has 2 exons. Lineage: Eukaryota; Metazoa; Arthropoda; Insecta; Lepidoptera; Pyralidae. Gene Ontology annotation, cellular component: cytosol. The coding region runs from base 279 to 2135 and encodes 618 amino acids. The record is from RefSeq and is a predicted model, not a curated record. Gene Ontology annotation, molecular function: Hsp70 protein binding; ribosome binding.